UAUCUUGCGUUUUAAAGUCAGUGGAGCAACGAUAGGUAUUACAUUAUAGUAUUUCAAAGCUAUCUUUUGAACCAAUUGAUAGAUUGAAUUAAAUUUAUUUAAAAUUAAAUAAACUGCUCUUUAUAAGCAUAAAUUAAUAGAAAAUAUACCAAUAUAAUCCAAAAGUAAUUCAAAUUAUAAAUAACUAGUAAAAAAAAAGUUUUAUUUUUGAAAGCGUCCGCAAAGUAUACAGAUAAAUUCUUUACAUUCCUCACAUAUAACACACACAUAUAACAUUGGUCCAAGCUCUUGCAAAGCCAGCAUCUAGAUGAGAAUGUUACUUUUGUGAUUACUCAUUCGGUGACAUCUGAGGAAUGUGCUAGAAUAUAAUUUUUUUUCUCCAUUAUAUGAGACAAUUGUUAUAUUGUGGAAUGUGUGGCAUAGGUUGAUGAAAAGAAAAGGUGCUGGAUAAUCCAAAUGGAUAACAAAAGCCCAUUAUGGCCCAGCAUCUACAGACACAACAUCAACACGAAUUUCUACCAUUGUGUGAUGUAUUAUUCAACAUAAUUUCUCUUGCAUCAUAUUUUUGUGACGUUGUUUUUGAUUUUGCAAUGGUAUAUGCUCUUGCUCAACAUUCUAUAGCUCCUCCAAUUCUUUUUCCUUUAAGUGUUAUGCUUAUAGCAACUUCAUUAAUUAUUUCUCAGAUUAUUAGUGUACGAUGGUAUUUAUGGGGUGCCAGAGGUAAAUUAACUGGCAAUACUAUAACAGAUUGUAGUGGAAAGAAAGAAAAUGGAAAUUGGACAAUAUGGUGUGUUUUAUUACUUCAUUCAACUCAAGUUGGAGUAUUAUGGAGAUACUUCAAAUUAUUUAUUCCAGUUAAUCUUACUUAUGUUAAACAUGAGGUAAGAGAACUUUGUGUAUUACGCCUUAUUCAUGCAUUUUGUGAAGCUGCACCAAUGUUACUUUUGCAAUUAUAUCUGCUAUCAAUUGGAAUUAAUAAUGAUUCAAAUAAUGAAGUUGAAAAAACAAAAGAAAAUGAAAGCAGAGACAAUGAUAAAUUAGCAAAGUUGACAGCAGUAUCUGCUGGUCUAUCUUUGUGGAGUGUAUGUUGGGCAGUGGCUAGUUUUAGCAAAGGUGCAGCACGUCUUCGUAAUUUAGAACGUUUGGUAUUGACAUGGCUAGGUGUGCUGGCACAACUAGCAUGGCGUCUAGGAACUGUAAGCGCUAGAGUAGGAGUAUUAGUAGCUUAUGCCUCAUUGUAUGGUGGACAAUGGUUGUUAAUUGUCAUGGCUCUCCAUUGGUUGUCAAUGUUAAUGUGGUUAUUACUUACUCCAGAUGGUCUUUUUCAUGGUGGUGAACAUUUACCUAUUUUAAGAAAAACAUCUUUAGCUUCACUUCUUGCAUUUGUUUAUAUAUUUGCAUAUGUAAAUUUGCAUGAAACAAAUCAUCGUCAAAAAAUGAUAAUAUUUUACACAGUAAUGUUUUUGGAGAACAGUUUACUCAUUGGUGUAUGGAUAGUUGGUGUCAAUAGAACUGAUUUUCUUCCACACCAACAUCAUCCAAAUCCUGUAACUUUAGUACUUACAUUAUUAGCUUUAUUUUUUGGUGGUAUGUUUUUCAUGGGUCUUUAUUAUAGAUUUUUUCAUGUACGAAGAUUAAGGUACGAAGCUGGCGGUAGAAUGACGGCCUCAAAUCUCACAGCUUUAUCAAACCAAGAUAAUCUAGAAGAAAAACAAAUUGAAUAUACAGAGAAUAAAAAAUUAAAUAUGAAUGUUGGAGUGAGAAGAGUUAAAUUAAGUAAUGGUGGGAUACCAGGAGUAUUCAAUUGUCGUUUUGCUAAUCCAACUGUAGUAAAUCCAAAUCGUAAAAAGAAAAAACCAACAACAUUUGUACCUCUUCCGCCACCGCAAUCUCAAUCUGGAACUGUUACAGCUCCUAUAAAUACACUGGAUGAGUCAAAACAAUGGCAUGGUAUAAAUAAUAAUUCACGUCAAUUAAUACCAUUUUGGAAAAAAUCCGUGAAUUCCAAUGUAAUACAGAAUAGUCAUAUGAAUGAACAAAAAAUUGGAACGGAUUCUGGAACUGCCAGUUCUUUAAAUGUAAAUUUAAUAAGGGAAAAACUUCAAGAAAAAAAGCAACAACAAUUACGCGAGUUAAGAGCUAUACAAGAAGAAAUAAAAGAAGGAAAAUUAUUUCCUCCACCUUCGGCUUCGGCAUCGUCAUUCUCAUCAUCACCUGCAUCAACUCAGCAACCACCUCCUAAUACAAAGUUACACACUUCUCCUAGCUCUCCUUUGUUUACAUCUGAACCAUCAGUAGGUGAUCAAAAUGGAGGAAUAAACUUAUCUUCGUGGCCACCUGUGAAAAUGCAUUGUCUCUUACCUCCGCCACCAUCUUCUUCCUAUUAUCCAAAUAUUCAUCCUUCAAAUUCCUGGAGAACAACACAAAGAGAAAGAGCGGAUACUCCAGAAAUUUUACUUGCACCCAGAUGUCUUCCUCAUCACUAUUCACAUUGGACACCUUCUCAUGUUAAUCCUCGUCAAAACGGUGGAGAAGAAAGUUCUAAAGGUGAAGGGGAGAUAGAAGGAGAACUUAGUGACAUGGAAGGUAGUCAAAUAUCAUUGCCUCGAAGCUAUACUCUACCCCGUGAGUUUAAAUAUCAUCAUCCAAAUAACACUGCCAGAGAACGUGAACGACGAGUAGGAAAUAACAAAAUUUCAGCUUCGCGUUUUUACUUACCUUCUACUAAUAGUUCAGAUGGAGAUGUAGAUAGUGCAGAUAAUGAAGAAGAGACAGAUUCUGAAAUACAUUAUCGUAUAAAAAACAAUCAUGGAUCUAAUAAUCAUGGUGAAACACAACAGCAGCAACGAUUUACUUUUGAAGAUAAUAAAAACGAAUUUUUAAAUUCAGAUUCUACAGCAGCUGUUAUCAUAUCUGGAAAUUCUUAUUUAAAUAAUUCUCAAUUACUUCGACCAAGUCAAUUGUUUAGAAACAGGGUUAAACAUGAAACAAAGCUUUAAAGCUUGUUUUUAUUGAUAUAAUACUUUAAGAAUUGUAUAAUAGCCAAUCAAAAGUUUAAAGCAAGAAAAGACUGUGUAUAUGAUAUAUUUUUAUAAAAUUAUUUGUUAUAUACAUGCGUAUUUUUUAAUUUUCUUAUGUCAAUACUUCUAAAUUUAAAUAUUAACUAAAUAAUAUUUGUAUAUACAAUAGAGUUAAACAUAAAUCUUACUUAAUACUAUUAUAUUUGUUUCUUGUAAAUGAUGAUGGUAAUAUUAUGUACAAAUUCAAAACGCAAAUAAUCAUGUGUAUAAUAUAUAUAUUUGAUCUUAUUUUUAUCAAUAAAAUCAUGAAUGA
Apis dorsata (giant honeybee) is the source of this 3333-nucleotide messenger RNA. RefSeq lists its product as uncharacterized. The record is from RefSeq and is a predicted model, not a curated record. The transcript has 10 exons. Gene Ontology annotation, biological process: apoptotic process involved in development; engulfment of apoptotic cell; phosphatidylserine exposure on apoptotic cell surface. Lineage: Eukaryota; Metazoa; Arthropoda; Insecta; Hymenoptera; Apidae. Bases 477 to 2999 code for a protein of 840 amino acids. Gene Ontology annotation, cellular component: plasma membrane.